Molecule: messenger RNA, 4763 nt
Organism: Xyrichtys novacula (pearly razorfish)
Lineage: Eukaryota; Metazoa; Chordata; Actinopteri; Labriformes; Labridae
Source: the annotation of a GenBank genome assembly
ACGAACAAAAGAGAGAGAAGAAGAACCACGAGGGAAGUUUCCUGAAGACCCCGGAUCAGAAUAACCCGAGUUAAGGCUUCUAUCUGCAGUUGUCUUGUCUCUGUUUGACUCUUGGGUCGGUAGAAAAUGUCCAGGUUUCAGGAUCUUGAAGAUUUCUUCAGCCGGCGGCUGCUCGCUGCUGUUAACGGAGACCUCUCAGGACGAUCAGCAACAUCUGUGUAUGAAGAGGAGCUCCAACGGCAAAGAAAACUGCUGAGUGUGAUUUUAAUGCCUGAAAUCAAACUGAAGAGAGCAGGUUAGUUCACCUUCUUCUUCUUCUUCAACAUGAGAAACGAACAAGAGAAAACCACCGAAGAUCAAAACCUGUUGACAAAAAGAACAGCAACGUCACUGACCUUUGAAGAUCAAUACUUGUUGACAAACAGAACAACAACGUCACUGACCUUUGAAGAUCAAAACUUGUUGACAAACAGAACAGCAACGUCACUGACCUUUGAAGAUCAAUGCUUGUUGGUAAAAAGAACAGCAACGUCACUUAUCUGUAAUUAUUUCGGUUACAGAAAGGAUGACGUCACCAAACACCUGUUCUGUGUCGGCAGUGCCUUUCAUCUGUUGCCACAGUAACGUCCCAGCACAAUAAAAGCUAAAAAGAUCUCUGAGACAGACAGAAGCCAUUCUACUUAUAUUUACAAAAACAGGAAGCACAGUCCCCUUUCAAAAUAAGUCUCCCAAUAACUGCACAGCUUACCAGUAGGACACAGAGCUUCCCUUAGGUUAUGCCGCCUUGCAUCAAAAAAAGCUUACACCACUUUAGCAAACUAAACUCAUGAAUUCCUUCGACAGCUUCAUAGCUGUGGAAUUGUACUGUGCAUGCAGGUCCUUAAGUGAGUACAGCAGUACCCUCCUUUGCUGCUUGAUUUUAUUUUUUGUUAUUGUCUCCUUUUUGCCUGAUAUUCUCGUCCCUACAGAGAAAGCUGGCCACUUCCUCUCUUCUUUUUUUGUGAAGCUUUCUUUUUGUUUUUCAUUUUAUUCUUCUCGCUGACCCUUUCUUUUUUCUUUUGCCAAUCCAGUUUCCUCUGUAUCUGUUUUGUCUUUUGUUUUGCUGCCUUGAGUUCCCUUUUUACUUUGUGAAGUUCAGACCUUAGCUUUUCCUGCUCCCUCAACACUGAGCUGUAGUACUUCUUUCUUCCCUUCCCCUCCUUAGCAGGUGUAGAAGCAGGCCUCUCUAAAAGUGGCUGCUUAUAGUCAUGAUCGUCAAGAUGAUUUUGCAUGUGUUCAGGAUUUUCAACAAAUUGAUUUUGCUCAUAAAUAAAUAAAUAAAAGGAAUUAGUCUAAAUAACUACAUUGCUCUGACUUUAACCCGAAAUUCUUUAACAGUAUUUCUUUGGUAAAGUGUGUGUGUGUGUAUAUACAACCACCUUUCCUGCCUUUUCGCAAGGUAAAUGGCCCUUGCUGCAGGAUCUGCAUUGACUCUUGCUCUGUGUCAAGCCACUUUGGGUGGAGGGUGGCGGACCCCGCGCAGUGGUAUUUUCGUGUGGCGGAGCCCGGCGUACAGCCAAUUUGGUAUUUUCGUGGACUGAGGCUGACCGAGGUCCGCCAAGCUAGGCAUGGUGGUGCGGCAGGGGGAGGUGUCGACAGAAUCAGCGGGCACAGUGACAUUUUCGUGCUCGCCGGCAGUGUAGAAAGUGCGCUGAAACCUCACAGAUUCAAACCCGGUCAGCUUUCAGCGCAGGCGGAGCGCAGCUGGGCUAGUGGUAUUUUGGUAGAUAAUCAUUAACAACUAAUAUUCUGAGUCAGCACAUUUAGAUCUACAUUGAUAUAUUUUGAUCUGAUGAGCGCGUUUGGACACACAACCUGACCGAAUCAACACAGCUGAAACCGCAUUAAAUUAAAUUAAAUAUCUAGUAAAUAGACACACAUGAUGAAGUUAACUAGAUAUGUAAUUCGUCUCCCUCCUUUUCUUUCUUCCUCUUCCUCUUAUUUCUCGUGCAGCUCGACCUGGACACGUCUCCGUGUCCUCUCUCCGUCCUGCUGCUGCUGCAGCUGAACAGAUGAUUUGUCUCAGUGAUCAGAUGCGUAAUCUACUUUAAGCCGACAUACGGAUUUUAUAAUAUUCAGUUUUGUGAGUCAAAUUUAUUUUAUAUGCCAACAUCUAUGAAAGAAAAAGCCAGGCCACGGAGCGCGAUGUGUCAAUACGCACAGAUGGUUCUGAUUUUAAUGCCGUUUAUGGAAUUUAUGUUGUGAUCUCUGCGCACAACCCACCUUUGUCACGUGAGGUUUGAAUAUAUGCAACUUUAUGUGAGUGUCUUUAUUUGUGGAAAAGGGUGUUUGUCUUACCAGUGGGUCCAAACUUACACACACCAAAUCCAUCUGUGCUCAUAUGAGAGAGUGUGGAGGACACCCUGUGAAGUGACACUUGUUGAGGAGCUGCCUUCUGUCACCAAAUAUCUGUGUCACAUCUUGAACCUGCAUAGAUGCCAAGCUGGUCUUGAUGUGUCUUUCUGUACUUUGGUGUUUCCUGCAGAUGUCCAGCAGCUGUCAGUAAUUAAAGAGGAACCUCUUGCGCUCCAGGAGUGGAGCCCUGAUCUAAACCAAAAGGACACCAAGCACAUGCACAUUAAGGAGGAGGAACUCUGGAGCAGUCAGGAGGGAGAGCAGCUUCAAGGGUUUGAGGAGGCUGAGGCCACCAUGUUCCCAUUCACUGCUGCCAUUGUGAAGAGUGAAGAGGAUGAAGAAAAACCUCAGCCUCCACAGCUUCACCCAAAACCAAUUCAAAAGAUGGAAACAGGAGAUGAUGGAGAAAUCUGUGGAGUUUCAGAACCAGCUGGAAACUCAAAUCCUGUGAGUGAUAACAGGUCAGAAGACUCCUCUGAGACUGAGGAUGAUGAUGAUUGGAAGGAGACCAGAGAGGAUCAGUCAGGAUUAAACUCUGGGAAAUUAAUGAAAAGAAGAGGACAGAAAACUGUCAAGAAAUCUCACAGCUGCUCUGAUUGUGGUCAAAGAUUUUCACAAAAACACCAUCUGACCAGACACAAAAUAGUUCACACAGGAGAGAAACCUUUCAGCUGCUCUGAUUGUAGUAAAAAUUUCAAAUCUCAAGAGGCUCUUAGCAGACACACGUUAGUCCACACAGGAGAGAAACCUUUCAGCUGCUCUGAGUGCAGUAAAAAUUUCAACCGUCAAUGGACUCUGAUCAGACACAUGGUAGUUCACACUGGGGAGAAACCCUUUGGUUGUUCUAAUUGUGGUAAAAGAUUUAAACAAAAAAAAGAUCUGGUCACACACAUGGCAACCCACACAAGAGAGAAACCAUUUAGCUGCUCUGACUGUGGUAAAACAUGUUAUGAUAAAAGGUCUCUGGCCAAACACAUGUUAGUUCAUACAGGGGAGAAACCUUUCAGCUGCUCUGAGUGUUGUAAAAAAUUUUUGUAUAAAAGGUCUUUGGUCAAUCACAUGUUAGUUCAUUCAGGGGAGAAACCUUUCAGCUGCCCUGAGUGUGGUAAGAAAUUCUAUGAUAAAAGGUUUUUGGUCAGUCACAUGUUAGUUCACACAGGAGAGAGACCUUUCAGCUGCUCUGAGUGUGAUAAAAGAUUCACCUCUCAAGGAAAUCUGAUCAGACACAUGUUAAUUCACACAGGAGAGAAACCUUUCAGGUGCUCUGACUGUGGGAAAAGAUUUUCAGACAGACAGAAUAUGAUCAGACACAGAGCCAUUCAUACAGGAGAGAAACCCUUCGGUUGUUCUGAUUGUGGUAAAAGAUUUAAGCAAAAACAAGAUCUGGUCACACACAUGACAACCCAUACAAGGGAGAAACCUUUCAGCUGCUCUGAGUGUGGUAAAAAAUAUUUUGAUAAAAGGUCUCUGGCCAAACACAUGCUAAUUCACACAGGAGAGAAACCCUUCAGCUGCUCUGAGUGCGAUAAAAGAUUUUCACGAAAACAGAAUAUGAUCAGACACAAAGUAGUUCAUUCAGGAGAGAAACCCUUCAGCUGUUCUGAGUGUGAUAAAAGAUUUUACCGCAAAACACAUAUGACUUCACACAUGUUAACUCACAGUAAAGAGAAACCUUUCAGCUGCUCUGAGUGUGGUAAAAAAUUUAGCCAUAAAUAUAACCUGACAGUUCACAUGGUAUGUCACAGGGCAGAAACCUUUCAGCUGCUCUGAGUGCAGUAGAAGAGUUAAUUGUUGAACGUAUCUGACCUCACACAUGUUUGUUAUCAUGAGGGAAAAAGAAAACUGUUUAGCUGCAGCGUCUGAGAACAAAAAUUCUCUCAGUCUCAGGAUUAUUCAAAGACUUCAGCGCUUCAUCAAAACUAAUCAGGGGAGAAGGAGGAUGAAGAAACAGGAGCUGAUGGAAGGAUGGAGAACCUGAACAAGUCAGAAAAUGAGGAUUACAACAAGAGACUGUGGAGGAGACUCUUCCAACCCUGAGUCUGAGGACCGGGAUGAUUGGACCUGGACCAGAGACCACAAACAAAUUCACAAAGAAUGGACUGGGGCUGAGAAUGGCAUCAAGAAUUAUUCAUCAUUUCUGACCGUCCAGAACUGCUGAGAGUAACAUCAGUGGUUGUGCCAGGCUCAUUGUAAGAGACUUCAUGUAAAGAUGCAUCAUUUCCAUGUCUUUUCAGAGGUGGUCUUGUUGGUAUGAUCAUUGAACAGUUGGACCACAGAUAUGUAAAGUUACACUUGAAGGGUUUUUAUCUGGAUUGGAUGUUUGAUGUUGUUUAGGUACCUGAUUAAAGCAUCACUUUAUCCAAUCCUCA